UUCCAUCAGCAUGAUGACCCAAUGGGAAAAACAAAUCUUGAAUUUUUUGCUUUGUAAUCAAAUAAAAUCCAAUUGAAAGGGGAAUGAGAGAGAGAGAGAGAGAGUAGUUGUACCAACGUGGUGGAGAGAAUCUAGGGACAAGAUCUUCUCUGAAAGAAAUUACACAAAAACAACAAAACAUCCAUACCACUGUUCCACUACAGUUUUUUUCUCUCAUGCACCCACUAAUAGAAUAAAGCUACUAGUACAAGAUAAUUACAUUCCACCUCUCUUUUCCCACUCUCAUUCAUCAUCUUCUCCUCUCUCUCUCUCUCUCUCUCUUAAUACUUUUACUUCUAUAUACUAUAUAACUUCAAUCAAUUACUUAAGAAGAAGUAUUCAUCAAUAUCAAAUUGAUAUGGAGCUUGGUUUGGAUAGUAGAAAAUUACAAUUACAACCACAAAACUUGAAGCAAGAACACUUUCAUGUGUUGGCUGUAGAUGAUAGUGUCAUUGAUAGGAUGCUUCUAGAGAGGCUCCUUAGAGAUUCUUCAUGCAAAGUUACCUGUGUGGACUCUGGAGAUAAGGCUUUGAAAUAUCUUGGACUGAAUAUUGAUGAAAUUUCCUCAACAAAGUCUUCUAUUUUAGAAUCAUCAUCUCCUUCUCUUCCUCAACCAUUGCAGUUGCAAGAGGGAAACAAAGUGAAUUUGAUCAUGACAGAUUAUUGCAUGCCUGGGAUGAGUGGCUAUGAUUUACUUAAAAGAGUCAAGGGAUCUUCUUGGAAAGAUGUUCCAGUUGUGGUUAUGUCAUCAGAAAAUGUACCUUCCAGAAUUAGCAUGUGCUUGGAAGAAGGGGCAGAAGAGUUUCUAAUGAAGCCUCUUCAGUUAUCAGAUUUGCAGAAACUUCAGCCAUAUUUCCUAAAAUCCCUUGAAAAUUCCUCUGAUGAGCAAGAAUCUGCUAACAGUUCCACUACCACGACAGACUCCGACGACGACAACGAUCUCAUCGACAGCAACAAUAACAGUAAUGAUGAUAACAGUAAUAGUAUCAGCAAAAGGAAGGCCAUGUCUCCUGAGCCUCCAGAGAGAUCAAUGCCCAAAAUGAAAGGGUUGGCGGUGGUGGUGUAAACAUAAAAAAGUACAGAUUAAGAGUGGUUGUUGCAUGCAUAUUAUUUAGUUGAUUACUAUGUUUCUAUUUAAUUUUGCUGUGAGCACGUACUAAUAUUAUAUUUCACUAUUACAAGUUAUAACUACCACUAUCCACUUAAAUUUAUGUACGAAUGUAUGUGUAAUCCUUUGCGUGCAA
This is a messenger RNA of Medicago truncatula (barrel medic), 1283 nucleotides long. Its product is annotated as two-component response regulator ARR17. Bases 398 to 1105 code for a protein of 235 amino acids. Lineage: Eukaryota; Viridiplantae; Streptophyta; Magnoliopsida; Fabales; Fabaceae. The record is from RefSeq and is a predicted model, not a curated record. Gene Ontology annotation, biological process: phosphorelay signal transduction system; cytokinin-activated signaling pathway. The transcript is spliced from 5 exons.